AUGCGUUUUAAUUCAUCUAACCAACCCUGUGCUUCUCAUAUUCCAAGCGUAGAAAACACCCGUUUAUCGCAAGAAGCAUCGCAAAAUACAGCGUAUCGACACAAUCAUCCAUCAUUAAUGUCGAUCGAUCCUGCAUAUAUACCAGAGCUGAUCAUCUGCAUGGUAAACUGCCUGCAAGUUGCAGACAGUGCAGGCAGGUUGCGGUUUCAGGUUGCAGGUGAAUUAAAAAUAUUUCCACUAACGGCCGGCCGAUAA
Molecule: messenger RNA, 255 nt
Organism: Didymodactylos carnosus
Lineage: Eukaryota; Metazoa; Rotifera; Eurotatoria; Philodinida; Philodinidae
Source: the annotation of a GenBank genome assembly